AUGGUGAAGGUUACACUUGGUUUGAGAAGGUUACAAUUGGUUUCAAUUGGUUUGAGAGGAGAAGACCGUUGGGAGUUCUGGACAAAGCAGGCUGAUGACCGCCUUCGUGAGUGGUUUGAAGAUGACGAGGCUCUUGAACGUACUAUAAAUGGAGAGUGGUAUCUUGUUUCAUAUGGCAACAAGUGUAGCGUUUCGGAAAGAUUAUGUCUAACCAAAUCUGAGGAGCAACCAUGCAUUAUCGGGAGUAAACCAGACCAAGAUAUUCCUGGAACGCACAUUGUGAUCCCUUCCCCUCAGGUAUCGAAGAUGCAUGCACGUGUAAUCUACAAAGAUGGAGCUUUCUUCUUGAUGGAUCUUCGAAGUUUUGAUCCAACAUUAUUUGAAAUAUUGCUAACCAGUAACUUAGGAAGAAGAUAUAGAGUGACACCAAACUUCCCUGCUCGGUUUAGACCGUCUGAUGUCAUCGAGUUUGGUUCAGACAAGAAGGCGGCGUUUAAGGUCAAGGUGAUCAGGACAACUCCUAAGUUGAACAGAAGGGUUGAGAAGGGUAACGGUAAAUUGCUUCAGGCAGCUUGA
Molecule: messenger RNA, 576 nt
Organism: Eruca vesicaria subsp. sativa (arugula)
Lineage: Eukaryota; Viridiplantae; Streptophyta; Magnoliopsida; Brassicales; Brassicaceae
Source: the annotation of a GenBank genome assembly